This is a messenger RNA of Perca flavescens (yellow perch), 2739 nucleotides long. RefSeq names its product WD repeat-containing protein 37. Lineage: Eukaryota; Metazoa; Chordata; Actinopteri; Perciformes; Percidae. The coding region runs from base 1014 to 2516 and encodes 500 amino acids. Gene Ontology annotation, molecular function: protein binding. The transcript is spliced from 14 exons. The record is from RefSeq and is a predicted model, not a curated record.
ACAGCUGUGAGUGUCUUUGUUUUUUUUGUAUAUGUCAAUCAAAUCGGCGAUAGGUUGAAACGUCGAUUAUUAAUUUUGAAAGCGUAGCUACCCUGUUAAUUUUAUAUUGGCAGUUACUGGGAUUAACGUUAAAUACAUGCACGUUUCAGUAUUUUGCUUGUAAAUGUAUACUUUCAUUUUCAUUUUAUUUUGUUUAUAAAGGACAACGCACAUUAAUCAACAUUUCUGUAAAUGAGCCAGUGUUAGCAAGCCGGCUAAUUUUCAGAAAACCGACAUUAGCACAGGUGAACGUGUACAAACAGAAGUCAAUACGACACCACAAAGACAGCUAGCCAACUAGCUAGAGCAACAAAAUAAACUUUCUCAAGAAGCCAUGCAGGGCGAAAGAUACCGUUAAGCUAGCUAGCUAAAUUCUGGUAUGCAUUGUCCAAUAACGUUAAAUGGUGAUAUGCCAUCAUAACGAUAAAACGAAGCUGCACAGUCCCAAAAUGUCUCGUCCUCAGCUAGCUAGCUAAAUUCUGGUAUGCAUUGUCCAAUAACGUUAAAUGGUGAUAUGCCAUCAUAACGAUAAAACGAAGCUGCACAGUCCCAAAAUGUCUCGUCCUCUUAGCAUGUCUAAGGACCGUGACGCUGAACUUCAUUCAGAUACUGUGAAUUGAAUGUCACAAAACCGCAUGUCAAAUGCAGGUUUAUUGACUUUAGGUCUGUCAGGUUUCCUGGGCUGCCAAUAGUAAAUUCGCAUGACUUACAAUUUACCUAGGGACGGCAGUUUGUCCGACAAACUUUUUAUUUACGUUUAUUUAACCUGUUAUUUCCGUAACGUUAGUCAUCUUCAUGAAUUACUUCGAAAAGAGGUUUUUAUUGGAAAAAGUGCUUGGUUCAUUACAUCAGAGACAGGUGGUGAACAGACCAACCUAAUCUACCCUCCAGCCAAAUAGGGAGUCUGGCCUUUGUUUACCUGCCUCUCAGGUAAAAGGGGAGCAGGGGGCAGGGCCACCCACCCAGUAGGAGGGAUGCCUGUGGAGGGCGGAGGCAGCAGCGGCUCUGCUUCGGCCGCCCGUCACCCCAAGCAGAAGCGGAAGGCUCACAGUUUGUCUAUCCGGCGCACCAACAGCACAGAGGAGAGGCCACUAGGAUUCCAAAGAGGAGACAUGCUGGAGGGACAGGACUCGAAACUGCCCCUCUCCGUACGGAACAACCUUCUUGACCUUUUUGGCCAGAUUGAGCGCGAGUUUGAAAAUCUUUACAUUGAAAACCUUGAAUUACGCCGGGAAAUCGACUCUCUGAAUGAGCGUCUGACCGGAGAUGGACAGACUAUUGAGGGAGGAGACCCCACCAAGGGAGCUCUGAAAACAAAAGCCAGCCACAGCACCAGUCAACUGUCACAGAAGCUGAAGACAACCUACAAAGCCUCUACCAGCAAGAUUGUGUCCAGUUUUAAAGCCACAGCAGGGUCCCGGGCUUUGUGCCAGCUGCUCAAGGAGUAUGUGGGCCACCGGGAUGGGAUCUGGGACCUCAGCAUCACCCGAACUCAGCCAGUAGUCCUGGGCACCGCCUCCGCAGAUCACUCAGCUCUGCUGUGGAGUAUAGAGACUGGGAAAUGUCUGCUGAGGUAUGCUGGCCAUGCAGGAUCAGUCAACUCCAUCAAGUUCCAUCCUACAGAGCAGAUGGCCCUCACAGCCUCUGGGGACCAGACGGCUCACAUCUGGCGCUACAUGGUGCAGCUUCCUGCCCCCCAGCCACCACCAGAUGUCAGUGCUCCGUGUGAUGACGACCAGGACUCGUCAGACAGAGAAGAAGGCGAGGUGGAUGGCGAGGGCCCUUGCGAGGUGCCCACCGUCCGGCUCGCUACAGCAACCCUGAAGAGCCACCAGGGUGUAGUGAUCGCAGCUGAUUGGUUGGUGGGAGGCCGGCAGGUGGUGACCGCUUCCUGGGAUCGUGCUGCCAACCUGUAUGAGGUGGAGACGUCUGAACUGGUUCACACACUCACUGGACAUGACCAGGAGCUGACCCACUGCUGUACCCAUCCCAGCCAGCGGCUGGUGGUCACUUCAUCCAGAGACACCACCUUCAGACUGUGGGACUUUAGAGACCCGUCCAUCCACUCUGUCAAUGUCUUCCAGGGACACACUGACACGGUGACGUCUGCAGUGUUCACAGUGGGUGACAAUGUGGUUUCAGGGAGUGACGAUCGCACCGUCAAGGUGUGGGAUUUGAAGAACAUGAGAUCGCCUAUAGCAACCAUCCGCACUGACUCAGCUGUGAACAGGAUAAGCGUCUCUGCCAACCAGAGGAUCAUCGCUCUGCCACACGACAAUCGUCAAGUGCGACUGUUUGACAUGAGUGGAGUGAGGCUGGCCAGACUUCCACGCAGCAACAGAAUGGGUCACAGGCGAAUGGUGUGUUGUACAGCGUGGAAUGAAGAGAACCAGUCGUGCAACCUGUUCACCUGCGGCUUCGACCGACAGGCCAUCGGCUGGAACAUCAACAUCCCCGCCCUGCUCCAGGAGAAGUGAUGCCCCUGAUACACACACACACACAACAGAAACACACAGUAAAGUAGGAGACAGUAAAGUAGGAGACAGAACACUGUAAUCAGUGGCCUCGCACAUGCCAGAAUUUUUAAAGUGUUUACCCAGUGAAGAAUUUUAGUUGUCAUGUAUUUCACAGAUUUUCAGCUGCUGCGAAUGUGUGUGUGUGUGUGUGUGUGUGUGUGUGUGUGUGUGUGUGUGUGUGUGU